ACUUAAACUCUUCAAUUUAACUGCAUCUGCCUGAUCAUCAGACACUAUGGAGAGGGUACGCCAUGAUGUCCAUUGCGCAUGCUCAAUGCGCAGUGGAAGCCAUGUUGGAGCUACAUUGGAUUUGGGUUGGGAUUUUCUGACGCCGUAUGUUUUUCCUAAAAUAUCUGGUUUUAGAUAUUAUUGGGGUUCGUCAACCGUGCGCGAUCGGCGCCGUAAUUGGUAGUGGAAAUGAUGAACUCCAGUGUCGACCUGUCCCGGAGGAAUCCGCAGGAGGAUUUCGAGCUGAUCCAGAGGAUAGGAAGCGGCACAUACGGAGAUGUGUAUAAGGCUCGUAAUGUAAACACAGGAGAGCUGGCUGCUAUCAAAGUCAUCAAACUGGAACCGGGUGAGGACUUUGCUGUCGUUCAGCAGGAGAUUAUAAUGAUGAAGGACUGUAAACACUCCAACAUCGUAGCCUAUUUUGGCAGUUAUCUCCGGAGAGAUAAGUUAUGGAUCAGUAUGGAGUACUGCGGAGGAGGUUCUCUGCAGGAUAUCUAUCACGUAACUGGGCCUUUGUCAGAGUCACAGAUAGCCUACAUGUCACGGGAGACCCUGCAGGGUUUAUACUAUCUACACAACAAAGGCAAAAUGCACAGAGACAUCAAGGGAGCCAACAUCCUCCUGACAGACAACGGCUAUGUUAAACUAGCUGACUUUGGUGUAUCGGCACAGAUCACAGCCACUCUAGCCAAGAGGAAGUCGUUCAUUGGAACUCCGUACUGGAUGGCUCCAGAAGUAGCAGCAGUUGAGAGGAAAGGAGGUUACAACCAGUUGUGUGAUAUCUGGGCUGUGGGCAUUACUGCUAUAGAACUGGCUGAACUACAGCCACCCAUGUUUGACCUGCACCCCAUGAGGGCUCUCUUCUUAAUGACUAAGAGUAAUUUUCAGCCUCCUAAGUUGAAAGAUAAACUCAAGUGGACAAACAACUUCCACCAUUUUGUCAAACUGGCCCUGACCAAGAACCCGAAGAAGAGACCCACAGCUGAGAAACUGCUGCAGCAUCCAUUUGUGUCCCAGCCUCUCAGCCGGACGCUGGCAAUAGAGCUGCUGGACAAAGCCAACAACCCCGACCACAGCACCUACAAUGACUUCGAUGAUGAUGACCCUGAGCCAGAGUCUCCAGUCUCUGUUCCUCAUCGUAUUCGUUCCACCAGCAGGAGCGCCAGGGAGGGAAAGACGCUGUCAGAGAUUAACUUUGGGCAGGUGAAGUUCGACCCUCCUAUGAGAAAGGAGACGGAGCCUCAUCAUGAACCGUGUGAUUCUGAGCCCUAUCUGGACUGUGUUGAGGAGCUCUACUAUACCGCGAGAUCUAAUCUGGACUUGCAGUUGGAGUAUGGGCACGAUUCACCAAGUCUGUUGGGAGGAAAUAAGAGUCUUCUGAAAUCUGUGGAGGAGGAGCUACAACAAAGGGGCCAUGUGGCACACUUAGGGGAUGAUGAGGAUGAGGAUGAUGAUGGUGCAGAUGAUGAUGAAACUCACACUCAUAAAUCAAGCACUAUCAUGAGGCCGAAGGUCCCACCCCCGCUUCCUCCCAAGCCCAAGUCCAUCCGCUCAUCCCAACAACAACAGCAAAAACAGGACGAUAGCCAAUCACACAGCGAAGACGAUGGCGGAGGAGGGACCAUCAAACGCUGUCCGAUCCCAGAGACGCCGAGCCCUGCCAAGCCGGCAUCCAAUGUCCCCCCACGGCCCCCACCCCCGAAGCUGCCGCCCCACCGCCGCAGUAGCCUAGGUAACGAGAGCCCCAAGCGCACGGACGUCGAAAACUCAGCCCCAGAGGAUGAUGGGAGCUUUAGGCAUUUCUGGGAGUGGCUCCACACGCCUCACACAGAGGAGGAGCUGGAGGAGGCAUGGGAGGUGCUGAAGGAGGUGAAAGAGGAGCAGGAAAAAGAGGAGGAAAAGGAAGAGAGAAAUGGGCUGAACUCUCCUCACAGUGGAGAUAGGGAUGGUCCAGCAGACAGACAGUCUACUAUGCCCCCUAGUGUUCCCAUACGGAAAGACAAGAAGGACAUUCCGAAGCCGAUCAGUAAUGGCCUCCCUCCUACACCCAAAGUCCAUAUGGGUGCGUGUUUCUCCAAGGUGUUUAACGGCUGCCCUUUGAAGAUCCACUGUGCCACUUCCUGGAUCAACCCCGACACCAGAGACCAGUAUUUGAUAUUUGGAGCUGAAGAGGGAAUCUACACAUUAAACCUUAAUGAGUUGCACGAGACCUCGAUGGAACAGCUCUUUCCUCGGCGGUGUACCUGGCUAUAUGUCAUGAACAAUUGUCUUCUUUCCAUAUCUGGAAAAGCCUCUCAGCUGUACUCUCAUAGUCUCAGCGGUCUGUUCGAACAAGCCAGACAGUUGCAGAAGUUGCCAGUUGCCAUUCCCACACACAAGCUGCCUGAUAAGAUCAUUCCCAGGAAGUUUGCAGUGUCCAGUAAAAUUCCAGACACGAAAGGGUGCCAAAAAUGUUGUGUAGUUCGUAACCCGUACACAGGCCAUAAGUACCUGUGUGGAGCCUUCCAGUCCAGUGUCAUGCUGUUGGAGUGGGUGGAGUCCAUGCAGAAGUUCAUGCUCAUCAAGAGCAUCGACUUCCCGUUGCCGUGUCCGUUGGAGGUCUUUGAGAUGUUGGUGGUCCCGGAGCACACCUACCCUCUGAUCUGUGUGGCGGUCAGCAAAGGCACCGAACUCAACCAGGUGGUCCGCUUCAGCACAGUCAACCCCAACUCUACCUCCUCCUGGUUCACAGAAUCAGACACACCGCAGACAUGUGUGAUCCACGUCACUCAGCUAGAGAGAGACACGAUCCUGGUCUGCCUGGACAGGUGUAUAAAGAUAGUGAACCUCCAGGGAAGGUUGAAAUCCAGCAGGAAGUUGUCAGCCGAGCUAACUUUCAACUUCCAGAUCGAAGCCACAGUUUGUCUCCAAGACAGUGUACUGGCCUUCUGGAGGCAUGGCAUGCAGGGGCGGAGUUUCAAGACCAAUGAGAUCACCCAGGAGAUUUCAGAUAGCACACGCAUCUUCAGACUACUGGGAUCAGACAGGGUGGUGGUGCUGGAGAGCAGGCCUACAGACAACCCUACAGCCCACAGCAACCUCUACAUCCUGGCAGGCCAUGAAAACAGCUACUGAAACACACACACACUCACACACACGAGCGUAAACACACCUCUCCAAACAUCCCACCACUAAUGCAAACAAGGGAGCGAGCAACCAGGGGAGACACUCAGCCCAACCCUACCGCUAACCCACCCGACCUCCCGUCUGCCUCGUAACUGGGAGACGAGCCGUUCGUGGGUGCAGAUGUUGAUUCCCAGUUGCAGAAAUUUAAAACGCACCACAGUGUUAGAUGUGUGUUAGCUAAGCUUGUGGUGGUAGAGUAGCGGGGUUGUGAACCAGUUUUGUGAUGGGACGAGGGUUAACGUUGGUGGUCUGCGUUCAGUUUGGGUUCAGAUAGUCGGGGAAUCUCUUCUCUGCACCUUACAAAAGCGACUUCAACCCAAAAUCCUUCCUGAUACCCUCCCACCUCCCCCCGUGUACACUGCACACUGGGAAAACAUCAUCCAGCACAGAAGUCUGACUUCAACACUACUUCUGCAAGUUCUACACAUACUACUAGUACUACAGCUACUACUACUACUACUGCUACUGCUACUUGUGCUAAAGCUUCACAGAAGAGCCAUCUUGGACAGAAAACCUUCCUCUCCUUCAUCAUCCUUUCCUCCCCUUUUUUUUUUUAAACUACACCUUUAUUUAUUGUGGCAUGAUGUUAACAGCCAGGAUGGCUUUCCUGUUUUAUUUGUUUGUUUUUUUAAAAAAACGACAAAAAAGAAAAAAUAAAUUAAACCGCUUCGCCACUCCUGCUAGAAUUGAAUUCCGAUACCCAUCACUACACCACACAAGUGCUUAAUUGACCUCUAUUUAAUUGUUGUAAAUAUAAAUGUAGUAUUUUUUUGACAGAGACGAACACUAAAAAAGACCAUGGUCGUGUAGAUAGGCGUGUGUAUGGUCGCUCUGUACAACUGUGGAGGCAAACAGAGAGACAGACAGGCAUGGAGGGAUGACGGAGCAGUAAAUUCACUUCGAGCCCUGCGGUCUCCUUAGGUGGACAGCUUUAGUCAUUGGAUUUCACUCGAAUAACAAUCCACAGCUCAAGAUUAGACUGAGCAAACAGGAAGCAACGCUGAUUGGUCAUUUUUGUUUUGCAUGCACCACCGUCGAAACUUCCUGCUCGUCGUCAGGGCAGCGGACGUUAAGAGUUCUGUUUGAGUUUAUUUCUCCUAUUUUGAUGUCAUCUUUUUCAUUUUUUUAAAAAAAUGCUGUUUUAAUCAGAAAGCUUUGUUUUGUUUUGUUUUUUGUUUGUUUGUUUUAAUUGAACCACUGGUGUUAAAAAUUUGCACAGAGAAAAGGGUAUUUGACAAACAAAUGUGAUGUCAUUAUAAUAUAUGACCUUGUGUGUAUGCGUAGUGUGUGCGUGUGUGUGUGUGUGUGUGUGUAUAUGUAGACAGUAGAUUACACACGUGCAAGUGCAUCAUGUACAGAUGUGGUCUUAAGCAGAUGUGUUUGUGCUUGAGGCCACUUGAAAAGACCACCAACAGAUAUUAAAAAUCAAAACAAAAGCUGGAUUUACACGGAAGGAAAAGUCACUUAUAUUUAAUCAGAACACCUGGAAUGUGUGUAUUAGCUCUUUUCCAUCGGUUUAAGCAUUAAUUAUAGCUUCUGUGGAACUCCACAUGGUUUGAGUGGAAGGACUCUGUUAAAUCAUUGAAAUGGUUUGAUAGAUUUCUGUAUGUGUGGUCUGGAACAAGUAGCAGAACAAGAACACCUCCCCCAUGUUGUGCUCCAAGGAGGAUAAAACAAAUGCUGAGAAGGGUUUUACCCGCUAUUGAGCUAGUACAUUACAUUACAUUCAGGCCCCAUGGAUAAUGUAUUUAGUGUACAGAGUACACUAAAGAGGCCCAACUCACAUUCUUGACAAGCUUCUGUUCCACGAGCUUCCAAAACAAAGAAGCUCGAACCAGAUAUUUGCUAAAUAGAUGUGUGCUACUAUGCUGGAUACAUGCAAUAGUAAUAGUUCAACAGCAGAUACCCGUUCUGCUGAGAUUAUGAAAUCUAUUAAAUGUUUGUUUGAACUUUUUCAGAAGGAACAGUUAAUAAAACUCUGCUAGUUAAAGAGAAGCUAACCCAGAAGUGCAGUGGGCAGUUCAGUUUCUCUGUAAGUCCACAUGUUUUAUUGAUUUUUUAUUGAAAUUGAAGUUAUAUUUAGAGAAAUAUUGAACUCCAGCCACCAUUGCUAUGACAUUUUUUUUUUUAAAGGCCGACAUCUGUGCAAGAGCUCACGCUACAUGCAUGUAGAUGUGCACUGCGUGGUGUGUAGUAUUGAUGUGUCUUUACAAGCUGUGACACUAGAGGACGUGAACACUAGUUUAGAGGAUCCCUUACCGAGACCCCAUCACUAAAACCUGAAAUCUGAAAAAGCUGAAAUGUUUUGGUGCAUUUUUUUUUUUAAAUUGGGCCACUCUCCAGAAUUUUUAAUGUGCUCCACAGAAAGUUAGUCAUAAGCUCAUCACUGAACCAUCUGGCCCUGAGAUGAACAAAAUACUUGUGUAUGCAAGAGCAGCUUCAUCAUUAAAUGUCUUUAACAUAACGACAGAGGAGUGAUCAGGCUGUGGUAACAGUAAUAUCUCUGAAUUAAGGUUUUGUUUUUGAAGAACGCGGUCAGUCCCCAAUGAUUUAUUGCACUUUUGUGGUGAAGUAAAUAUAAACAAGCAUAGUCUAGUCCAGUGCAGAGAACCUGAAUCCAUUGUGAGGAUCUAAUUCAUUUUCUAAUUUUUUAAACACCUGCGCACACUUUUCUUGUAUAAAAUGCUCACAUGGUGUUGCUUGGCACCUGGAAAACAAAUUUCAGACACAUGAAUCAUCCAAGACACUAAGACACUACACUGAAUUCCCAUGUAGUACAUUUGAAGUGUAAUGUAUUCCUUAAUGUGGUGCUCUUUACAGGACUCUGAUGGCUGGAAUUUAACCACACAAAGCCAUAGAGCAGAUAAAUGAGACAAAUGAGUUGAACUCUGGCAUCAGCAGCUGAGUUUGAUCCACUUUCAAGGCAAGAAAUGUGUUCAAGCUGGGAUGCGAAACUCUUUAACCUGCCAUGUGGAGCAUGCUGCAGUUUCGCAAUUUAUAUAUUUGAACUUCUCUCUGAAAAGCUUUUCUAAACAAAAGCAAAUGUUAAAAUGCAUCAGCACUGUUUUGACUUGCCCUGAAAGUGAAUCACUGCCUUAGAUGAGCCACAAUUUAGCCACAAGCGUGACAAUACAUGUGCUUCGAGCCAACACCCGUACAUGUAACCCGUACAAGUGUUGAUGGAAUAUCACUGAGUAUCAGCAGCCCUGCACAACAAACUGUAAGCGUUCGAUUGUGUACUUUGGCUUGGUUGAUGUCAUAGAACGUGUUUUAAUUUACAUUUUUAAUGCAAUGCCAAAAUCUGCUUAAUAAGUUUAGAAUUUUAGUCUACCUCGUGGUGUGUCAGAGAUGGGGAAAAAGCAACAUGUGGCGGUGGUCUACAGCAUGUACGGUUAAACAAAACAUGUCUUCUCAGUACGUAAAUGAACAAAGGUUAUUAGAACCCGUCACAUAAAUACAAAGUGAAUGAGAUAUCCACUGAAGAGUUUUUCUUUGUUUUCUAAAAUACCCAAUUUGAAAAAAUGCAUCCUCCAACAUAACCGCACAUCUAAAAAUCAUGGCAACAAUGUAUUGAUUUAGUUGAGACGGACAAUAUGAGCAGUCCUAAGAUCUUGUACCUUUUUUCUCUGUUGUGUUCAUAAGUUUUAAUUUAGCUGAAACUGUCCUUUUGCAGAAUAACAAAGCGAGUUUCCGUGGGAUUGAAUGUUGCUUCGGUGAUGUCUGCUGUCGUAGCUGCAAGCUUAGCCUGUAAACCCCCAAAGCAGGUGCCAACACGACCUUCUGUUGUGGGUUUUGCUGAUGUGUUAAAAAGUCUGUUUUAUAAUGUCAUCUUCUCCUGGGUCAAAUCAUGUGUGAAAGCAACUCAUGGAGCGAUUGUUUUAAGGUGACGUGGGCACCAGAUACGUGGACUUCCAGAAUGAGACAGUCACAGAAAAGAAUCCCAAAUUGGUCUAUGGCAUAAUUUUCCUGGGAUCACCUGUGGCUUCUGGCAACCCCGUCUACCUGGUGCCCCAGUCAGAUUAAAUUAAACACAGAUGAGUUAUUGUUUGAUCCCAGGUCUCCUCCCAGUAUGAAACAAAACACAACUAGUCUCCUCUGUUCUGUCGCUGUUACAUCACUUUUGUCUUUUGUUUUCAUAAUGCAAUGCACACGUUAUGAAGUGUAUAUAGUGUAAAAUAAAAAUGGGUUUGUUUUACAUACUGUAUAAUUGCCUAUAUUUUGGUUCAGAAGUGUAACAGAUUUAUGAGAUGACAGGUUAACACAUUAAAAAGAAGGAACUGAAACAUAA
Molecule: messenger RNA, 7492 nt
Organism: Scatophagus argus
Lineage: Eukaryota; Metazoa; Chordata; Actinopteri; Scatophagidae
Product: mitogen-activated protein kinase kinase kinase kinase 3-like
Exons: 34
Coding region: 229-3153 (974 amino acids)
Biological process (GO): protein phosphorylation
Molecular function (GO): MAP kinase kinase kinase kinase activity; ATP binding
Source: RefSeq, a predicted model, not a curated record